CAGUUGGUGGCGAAAAUGCGCAAAGAAGUUGCAACGUCAAGCCUUCUCAAUCCACAGAAGACGAAGAUGGCUUCCUCUAUAUCGCAACAGUUAGAAGAUCUAUUAAAUCCAUUACCUAAGUUCACGGAUCCAGAGGACGACGAAGAUGAGGCCACCAAAGCCAAGGUGAUAGAGAAGUUCGACGAGGGUAAUGAAGAAGAUGACCACACUUCAGUCGUUGGGCUUAGAAAGCGUAGUACUCACAUCUUGGAGGAAACUGAUAGGCGUUAUGCAGGGAAGGCGACAUCUCGGAAAGAACUGCAGAAACAAGUAGCAGGAUCAGAUGAGGAGGAUGAUGAAGAUGAUGAUGAAGGUGGUGACAGUGAUGAAUUGGAAGAUGACCUUGCGGAUAAUGAUGAUGAUGAGGAGGAUAUGGGAGAAGAGGAGGAAGAGGAUCAUGAAGAAAGUAUAAACAGUGAUGAGGAUGCCCCGGUGAAGGCAAAGCUGGCCACAAAACUGAAAAGUACUGAGAUCACAUUUCCAAAAGAGACAGAUUUUCGCAAACUAACUGAGGGAAUGGAUGAUCUUGGAGUGAGUGAAGAGGAAGGAGAUAGUGGAGAGGAAGAUGGAGACAGUGCUGGCGAUUCGGAAGAGGAAGAUGAUGAGGAGGAGGAGGAAGAGGACGACGAUGAUGAUGAUAUGGAAGAUGCUGAUGCUGUGAUGACAUUUUCUAAAGAGAAGGUUGCUGAAGAAGUGCAAAAGGGAAAGGCUGUGAAAAAUCAGCUUGCUCUUUGGGAUCAGCUUCUGGAGGGAAGAAUCAAGAUUCAGAAAGCUCUGGCCACAGCCAAUCAGCUUCCACAGCCACAGACCUUCCCAGAGUUCAAAAACAAGGGAGGUGCAGAGUUUUCAGGAGCCCUAAAGAACAGUCAUAAAGCGUUGAAGGCCUUGCAGAGGUCCCUGCUUGACCUCCAGGACCUUCUCCUGCACCAGAAUGUGGAGACCAGGCCCAUCGCUCAGGGAAAGGCAUGGACUGCAGACAGCAAGAGUAAAGCCAUGGAGGACAGUGAUCUGGAUGGGGAGGAAGACGAUGAAAGUGAUGAAGGUGAGGAAAAGACAACGGAUGCGCAAAAUGGAGGCCCCCCCAAGCGGAAAUUGGAAAUGUCGGAGUACCCUGAAAUCAUGGCCAAGCGCUUUGCUAAUUUUGAGCCCUACCGCAACAACACCCUGCAAAAGUGGUACGACAAGACACGCCUCACCAUGGGCAAGACCACCAAGGGCUUUGGGUCGUUCGACCGGAGCAUUCUGACGCAGGUUGAGCAUGUGUUGAUGGAUAAGGAGAGGUUGGUCAGCCGCACGCAGACUCGGCGGUCCCAGUUCCGAGUCCUCGGCAAGCCUGAGAUCACCACACCUGUUGUUGAGACAGCCACAACAGAAAAUGAGGCAGUGGAGCAGGCCAUGCUGAAGGCCAACGCACAUCUCAAAGACCUGGACGAAGAGAUCUUUGACGACAGUGACUUUUAUCACCAGCUUCUUCGAGAGCUUAUAGAGCGCAAGACAAGUGCAGCUGAUCCCAAUGACCAGGUGGCCAUGGGCAGGCAGUGGCUGGCCAUUCAGAAGCUGCGCAGUAAGAUCAAGAAGAAAGUCGACACCAAGGCCAGCAAGGGCCGGAAAAUCAGGUUCCACAUCCACAGUAAGCUGGUGAAUUUCAUGGCUCCAAUGAGCCUGGGCUCCACGCACGAUGAGGCACGAACGGAGUUGUAUCGCUCGCUGUUUGGAGGCAACACGCUCACUGGUGCCAAUCCACAUGACUGACCCUAGACCUGUUGAUCUGUGAACCCUGGAUGCAGACAUUGGGUGCUGUGGAUGGAGUCUCCCUCGUGCCGUCCCAGGUGGUCACUGUGCACAGGACAGUGGGCAGAAGACCCCAGACUGUGCUGGAGGGAACUGGAAAUGAUUCUGAGUUUUGUCAUUUUGCCAGGAUUUGUACAUUUUUCUAUUUGAAAUGUAGGAAAUGCUAUAGAAUUUGUCUUGGUGUCAAAAAAAUUUUGUACUUUUUCACGUGACUGAGGCAUAUGCAGUGUGAAAGGAGAAGUGAUAUUCGUCCAUGGUAUUUAUUUCUGAUAAUUUCUAAGGUCAGAGCUUGAACCUUGAUUUUAAUGGACAAAGAAUGCAAGAUGAAUGGAUAUUUCUGUAUAAUGUUUUUGAACAUCAACCAAGUAUCUGAAGAUUGUAACAGUGUGCAGAGGGAACAAAUAAAUUGUACAUAAAAAUAAAUGUUAUAUGUAUGACUUUAUUAAAAGUUACAGAGGCAA
Messenger RNA from Clupea harengus (Atlantic herring), 2291 nucleotides. It is a transcript of the gene aatf, whose product is annotated as apoptosis antagonizing transcription factor. Lineage: Eukaryota; Metazoa; Chordata; Actinopteri; Clupeiformes; Clupeidae. The record is from RefSeq and is a predicted model, not a curated record. Gene Ontology annotation, cellular component: nucleus; nucleolus. Gene Ontology annotation, biological process: regulation of transcription by RNA polymerase II.